AGUUGGAUACCUCAAACGGAAGACAACAACCAGAGUUGCGCUGUCGAUAAAAGACAUUGGAAUGAACAGAAUCAUAUCUACGCUUCUAUUUCUGCCUCUGGGCAUAAUAUUUGUCUGCGAAGGAGGCAACCCUUGCUGUUCACAGCCAUGCCUGAACCGCGGAGUGUGUACUGCCAUGGGCUCAGAAGACUAUGAGUGCGACUGCACACGCACUGGAUUCUAUGGCCACAACUGCACACAACCUGAAUUUUUCACGUGGAUUAAAGUGUCUCUGAAGCCUACCCCAAACACAGUGCAUUACCUCCUCACCAACUACAAGGGGGUCUGGAACAUCAUCAAUAGCAUUUCAUUCCUCAGGGAUGCUAUCAUGAGAUAUGUUCUGACAUCCCGCUCUCAUCUGAUCGACAGUCCACCGACCUUCAAUGCGGACUAUAAUUAUAAAAGCUGGGAAGCCUACUCCAACCUGUCCUACUACACACGAACCCUCCCUCCUCUGCCCAAGGAUUGCCCAACCCCUAUGGGAGUCGUAGGUAAGAUAGAGCUACCUGAUGCUAAGAUGCUGGCUGAGAAGCUCCUGAUCAGGAGGAAAUUUAUCCCCGACCCCCAGGGUUCCAGCCUGAUGUUUGCUUUUUUCGCCCAACACUUCACCCACCAGUUCUUCAAAUCUGACCAGAAAAUGGGGCCGGCAUUUACUAAAGCCAAGGGCCACGGGGUGGACCUUGGUCACAUCUACGGGGAAAACCUUGAGAGGCAAUAUAAGCUGCGGCUCUUCAAGGAUGGCAAGCUGAAGUUUCAGGUGCUGGAUGGAGAGGUGUACCCACCUACAGUGAAAGAGGUUGGGGCUGAUAUGCACUACCCUCCCCAUGUCCCUGAGUCUCACCGCUUCGCUGUGGGCCAUGAGGCGUUCGGCCUGGUGCCUGGUCUCAUGAUGUACGCUACUAUCUGGCUGAGGGAACACAACCGCGUCUGUGAUGUCCUGAAGGAGGUCCAUCCGGACUGGGAUGAUGAUAGGCUCUUCCAGACAUCACGCCUCAUUCUCAUUGGUGAGACCAUCAAGAUUGUGAUUGAGGACUACGUGCAGCACCUGAGCGGCUACAACUUCAAGCUGAAGUUCGACCCGGAGCUUCUCUUCAAAGAGCGUUUCCAGUAUCAGAACCGCAUCUCGUCAGAGUUCAACACCCUGUACCACUGGCACCCACUGAUGCCUGAUGCCUUCCACAUACAGGAGCAGGUCUACUCCUACCCCCAGUUUGUCUUCAACACCUCUGUGGUCACCACACACGGCAUCUCCAACCUGGUGGCGUCCUUUACCAAGCAGAUCGCUGGACGGGUUGCUGGAGGUCGUAACGUCCCCCCUGCAGUGAUGAUGGUGGCUCUGAAGUCCAUAGAGAACAGCAGACAGAUGCGCUACCAGUCCCUCAACGCCUACAGGAAACGCUUCUCCAUGAAGCCAUACGCCUCCUUCGAAGACCUCACAGGAGAAAAGGAGAUGGCUGCAGAGCUGGAGGAGAUGUAUGGGCAUGUGGAUGCUGUGGAGCUCUACCCAGGUCUGCUGGUGGAGAAGCCCAGAACCAAUGCCAUCUUUGGGGAGACCAUGGUGGAGAUGGGUGCCCCCUACUCCUUGAAAGGCCUGAUGGGAAACCCCAUUUGCUCACCAGAGUACUGGAAACCCAGCACCUUUGGCGGGAGCGUCGGCUUUGACAUCAUCAACACCGCGUCCUUACAGAGGCUAGUGUGCAGCAACGUCAAGGGCCCGUGCCCUGUGGCGUCCUUUCAUGUGCCCGACGUAGAAGACAAUAGAUCCAAUACCAUCAAUUCCAGUACAGCACAGUCGGGGAGCAACGAUGUCAACCCCACAGUACUUCUGAAAGAAAGGACCACUGAGCUCUGAUAAGACAUCAGCUGAAAUAGUUUCUGGAAUUAAACUUUUAAAUGUAUUUUAAAUGUAACUUUUUAUUUAUUUAUUUGAAUAUUUAUUUAAUUUAUUGCAUCCUGGAAUCUUUAUUGAGAAAUGUUGUUGAGAAAUGUUUUCUUCUGCCUCUGAUUGUUUUGACAUGACUUUUGUAAGUUCAAAGAAAACCAAUCCUUUUAGUUGUAUUUAUUCUAAGAGCUAAUUUAAAGAUGGAAUCCGCAGCGGGGGGAAACAGCGCCAUUGGCUGCCACAUUGUCAGGAUUUUUGGUCUAGAUCAGCAUGGUACAUAUUGGGCUGCAGCAGCAUGGUACAUAUUGGGCUGCAGCAGCAUGGUACAUAUUGGGCUGUAGCAGCAUGGUACAUAUUGGGCUGCAGCAGCAUGGUACAUAUUGGGCUGCAGCAGCAUGGUACAUAUUGGGCUGCAGCAGCAUGGUACAUAUUGGGCUGCAGCAGCAUGGUACAUAUUGGGCUGCACCAGCAUUGUACAUAAGGGGCUGUUCUAUCACGUGUGCAGGGAUGUCCGUGGGGGGAAAAAAGGGUUUGUUGUUUGCAUUAAUGUCUUUGUCGUUGUAAUAUCGUGAAUGGACGUGGCUGUUUCACCAUUAAGGAUUCCAGCUUUAAUAAAUUAUGUUCUGUUGUUGACCUCAGAAAAUAGCACUGGCAAUAUUGUUUAUGUAUGUAAGUUGACUUUGUUUUAAAACUGAUACUUGAAUUGAACACAUUUAGUUUACGGCCUGAUACGUUACGUUCCGCCCUAAGUGCAUGUUACAAUGUUACAGUCCACCUCACUGUUUUCUCCUCGGUGCAAGCGAAAAUAUAGCAGGUAAAAUACUGUACCUAAAGCUAAUAGGUACAAGUCAUUGUACUAUGAUACUGUAACCCUUAAAGUAUUUUCUUAGUGUUUUGUUAAAAUACUUGAGCUGACUCCUUAUUGUUUUAAUAAAACACCAUCUAAUGAAA
Molecule: messenger RNA, 2872 nt
Organism: Oncorhynchus masou masou (cherry salmon)
Lineage: Eukaryota; Metazoa; Chordata; Actinopteri; Salmoniformes; Salmonidae
Gene: ptgs2b
Product: prostaglandin-endoperoxide synthase 2b
Exons: 10
Coding region: 62-1891 (609 amino acids)
Biological process (GO): response to oxidative stress; cyclooxygenase pathway
Cellular component (GO): cytoplasm; neuron projection
Molecular function (GO): oxidoreductase activity, acting on single donors with incorporation of molecular oxygen, incorporation of two atoms of oxygen; prostaglandin-endoperoxide synthase activity; peroxidase activity
Source: RefSeq, a predicted model, not a curated record